AUGGCUACUCUCGUCGAGCGCCUCGAGCGCCCCCCGAAGGAACCCUCCGGGCCCGAACCAGGCACUCUCCUCCACCUCCCCGAGGAGCUUCGCGACAUCCUCGUCGACGAACGUGGCAAAUGGAGAGACGAGUCCCCCGAGCUCAAGGACAGCGAAUGGCUCUCAUGCCUGGCGCGGACGAGCAAGAGGCUGAGCAGCGGGAUGCUGAAGCGGCUGUUCGAGCCUGCCCCGAACGAACCCUCCGAGCCCACUGACCCGAAGGAACCUUCCAAGCCCACCCUGACUCUCCUCCACCUCCCCGACGAGCUUCUCGUCUUCAUCAUCAACGAAGCUGCCAAAUGGAGCGACAAGCUUCCCGAGUUCACGGACAGCCACUGGCUCUUAUGCCUGGCGCGGACGUGCAAGAGGCUGAGCGGCAUGGCAUUGAAAAGACUGUACCAACGGCCCUGCUCGGGCGCGAAGUUUCAUCAUGACACAAUCCACCACCUGGUUGUCGCCCUCUACCAGCAGCCGGGCCUGGCCUGGCAUGUUCGCGAACUCGUCUUCGCACAAUCAUUCCGUAGCAGCAGUUCCGACCUCUUCUAUGACCGUUACCCUCUACCCUCGUGGAAGGAGGAUGAGAAGAAGAAGAAGGAACGGUUCAGGAUCUCGCCGGAGGAGGCCGCCGCCUUGAACCGAGGCUUCCGCGAGCAUGACAUCGGCCGAUACACGCCGGAUCAAGUCGAGGAGCCGUGCCAAAUUCGCGCCACCGAGAAUCUCAGAGAUCGGGACGACGGCGCGCUCGCCGAUACGCGUGGCGCGCUCGUAGCGCUCGCCGUCGUCCGGUGCCCCAACCUGCAACGCCUGGGGUGGCAGGCCAAUGGGUGGCCGCUGCAGCGCGCCAUCACCCGGGGCCCGCUGGCCGAGUUGACCGAGAUGAACUGGUCGUGCCGUAGCAGUUUGUCCGGCCGCAAUCUGCACAGCAGUCUGGUCCGGCUGACGGCGGCCGCCCCCAAGCUCCGCAAGCUGACCCUGGGAGGCCUGAUCGCGCUGGACGAGGUCGCGCGCUGCUCCGUGAAGGACCUCGUCCUCCACGAGGUCGUUCUGACGGAGGGCAUGGUCGGCCGGCUGGGCGAGAGUUUCCCCCAUCUGCAGCGACUGUCCAUCCGCACCGACCGACCCCUGAAGGUACCCAAGGACCUCGCCAGGCCCGCGUUCGUCGUCAACUGGCUGGUGGAGACGUACGGGAAGAGCCUCCGAUAUCUCUACUGGUUCUGGCCCUCCUUCUAUCCCGAGCGGUCCCACGAGCACCGAAUGGCAACGUCGCUGGCGGGCCUCUCGGAGAUCACGGCCUUGACCGAGCUGGACUUGCACACGCCGCACUUACACCGGCCACCCCGCUCGGACACGGACGACGACACGGACAUGGACGACGACACGGACACGGACGACGACACGGACACGGGCGAGGAGGAGACGUUCUGGACAGGCAUGCUGGGGCCUAGCCUGGAGGUGCUGCGCGUCAUAUGGAUACGCGAUGAAUGGCGCGCGGUGCCGCUGCGGUUGGCCAUUGAUAAGGCGUGCAGCAAAAUGCGGGAGGUGGAUGUCACAUGUCGCUUAGCACCAGACGACGAGGCCGAGCUAACAGUCAUGAAGAAGCCUCAAUAUAAGUUUGACUGCCACCCCAUUACAUCUCAUCUCCAGAUCGUCUCAACGCCACAAUGCGCUGAAACUGCCUCACCCACGUUCCGAACCGUCAAGACGCACGGUAUCCUCGCGCUCCCCGUGGAGCUCCUGGAUUUGAUCAUCGAUGCCUUACCCCGCGGGGUCGUCCACGCGAGCGACCGGGACAAGCGGUGGGAUAAGGAUAAGCUAAGAGAGCACCCCGGCACGUUCUUUAACGUCGCGCUUACAUACAAGACACUGUCCGCGGUGGCCGUACCACGACUAUACCAUCACGCCUCGACGAAAGAAGAUAACCGCAAGGCCUUACCAGGACGCCUAGUCCACACCCUCUGCCAGCGGCCGGACCUGGCCGCCCUCGUCGCCGAGCUCACCGUCGACAGCAGCAGCUUCGACAACUUGUUCAGCCUCGUCGAAAGCCAGCGCCGGGGCUCCGAGUGGCGGCUUUCGCCGCACGAGGCCGCCGUCUUAAACCGAGCCUUCCGCGAGCAUGGCAUUACCAGGGUCUCGACGAGCGACGAGUACCUCGACGCGGCUAAUAAGCUAAAGGAGCAACGCCAAGGCGCGGAGAGGCCAUACCGCAUUAACGCCAUAAAGAGAAAGAUGGAUCAAACCGACGUCGACCGGAGGCGUGCACAAAAGGCGGGCGGCGGCGAACUCGCGGCGCUCGCCAUUAUCAAGUCCCCCAACCUGCGGUGCCUAGUCGUGUACUGGUUGAAGCCGCUAGCCCAUUUGCGCUGGAGUCUGGACGGCAGCCUGGACUGGCUCCUUGCGGCAGCCCCCGCGCUCCGCAGGUUGACUCUACAGAACUUGUACCGGAUCCGCGCGCUCGCGCGCUGCCGCGUGACCGAGCUAACCCUUAAGCGUGCCUUCUUGGACAAGGAAAGCGUCCGCCGACUGUGUAAAGCCUUUCCUAAGCUGCCGCGACUUAUAUACAACUUUAAGGUGCUCCCCUUACCCCGCUCUAAUCCCUACUUACCGGACACGGCCAAGUGCGCGUUCAUCGUCGGCUCGCUGGUCCAGACGUGGAGUAAGAGCCUUCAGCAUCUCAGCCUAGACUUGUCAAAGACCUGCCGCGAGCAUGACGGCUCCAGGUCCCUGAGAGGGCUCCGGUCGAUGACGGCGCUGACCCAUCUGACCGUACACUCGCCUUGCGCACACCAGGGACGACACGAGCCCGACAAGACGUUCUGGCUCAGCCUUCUCCCGCCGAACCUAGAGGUGCUGAGCAUAUCGGACCCUGGAUCAACAUGGGAGGCGCUGCCGCUGCUGUCGGCCCUUGAUAAGGCGUGCGGCAAGGUGCAGAAGGUGAGCGUGGAGAGCGAUUACGCACCAGAGGACAUAGCCGCACUGUAG
Messenger RNA from Cordyceps fumosorosea ARSEF 2679, 3018 nucleotides. RefSeq lists its product as hypothetical. The transcript has 3 exons. The record is from RefSeq and is a predicted model, not a curated record. Lineage: Eukaryota; Fungi; Ascomycota; Sordariomycetes; Hypocreales; Cordycipitaceae. The coding region runs from base 1 to 3018 and encodes 1005 amino acids.